Molecule: messenger RNA, 1560 nt
Organism: Neltuma alba
Lineage: Eukaryota; Viridiplantae; Streptophyta; Magnoliopsida; Fabales; Fabaceae
Product: patatin-like phospholipase domain-containing protein 2
Exons: 7
Coding region: 71-1318 (415 amino acids)
Biological process (GO): triglyceride catabolic process; lipid homeostasis
Cellular component (GO): lipid droplet; membrane; cytoplasm
Molecular function (GO): triacylglycerol lipase activity
Source: RefSeq, a predicted model, not a curated record
CCGACCAAAAAGAGGCCUUUUCCAACAGACAACGGCCAUUAGGCCAGAGGAACACUUCGUUGAUUCGUUCAUGGCUUCUUCUCUUCUUUCGCGCUUGUCCCUCUCCCACACCCUUUACUUUGCUUCUGCAAAACCAAAACCCAAUUCCAUUGUCCUCCAUCGCCAUACGCUCCUCCCGCGCACCAGAACACUAAAUUUCUUUGCCAAUUCUUCAUCCCCACAUGAUGCCGAAACAUCUACUAAUAAAGAUUCUUGUUCUGCUCCUACUUCUUCCGAGAAAAGAUCCCUCGCUGUGGCCACCGGCGAGCUUUUCAUAGGCCUGGCGUCGCGGCUGUUUAUGAGACGGCGAAGAAGUCCCUUCGGAGAUUCGGGUUCCGUGGCGAUGUUUGAGAAUUCAACAGAGAAAAGGAAACUUAAUGAAGAGGACAUCGGGGCUGUGAUGGAGGACGAAAUUCAGCCAGAUGUUGUGUGGGAACAGAGGGUUAAAGAUGUGGAAGUCGAGCGAAGCAGGCGCUUGGUAACGAGUCCUGGAUUUAGCUUCUCCGCUGCUGGACUCCUAUUCCCUUACCAUCUAGGGGUUGCCCAAUUUCUCAUCGAAAAUGGUUACAUAAAGGAAAGCACGCCAUUAGCUGGUGCCUCUGCUGGAGCUAUAGUUUGUGUAGCUAUUGCUUCGGGAACAAGUAUGGAAGAAGCCUUGAAAGUCACUAAAAUAUUGGCUGAGGAUUGUCGGAAACAGGGUACUGCAUUUCGACUGGGGGUUGUUCUCCGUGAUGUUCUUGACAAGUCUCUGCCAGAAGAUGCUCAUAUUAGAUGCAAUGGGAGAGUUCGAGUUGCUGUGACACAGCUUCUUUGGAGACCUAGGGGUUUAUUGGUGGAUCAGUUUGACUCCCGGGAAGAUCUUAUCAAUGCAGUUUUUACUUCUUGCUUUGUUCCAGGGUAUCUUGCACCAAGACCAGCAACAAUGUUUAGAAACCGACUAUGCAUGGAUGGUGGUUUGAUGUUGUUUAUGCCACCAACAUCUGCUGAACAAACGGUAUAUAAAAUUUUUCUAGUUGAUUCCCUUGUUCGUGUUUGUGCUUUCCCCGCAAGUCGACUCGGAUUGGGAGGAGUAGGGAUCAUCAGCCCAGACUGUAAUCCUGAAAAUGUGGCUAGUCCUCGACAGCUUUUCAAAUGGGCGCUUGAGCCAGCAGAAGAUGACAUUCUUGACCGGCUUUUUGAACAUGGGGUGAAAGAUGCUUCUGUCUGGGCUAUGGAAAACCCUGCUGAAAAAAUAGUUCAAGAAGAAAAUCCUGAAAUUGGAAACAGUAUUUCAACAUAGCUCACUGGGGAUAACCUUAGUCAUUAUUUGGAGAUUGCGGAUGGAUAAUGAAGGUACACAUCCUUGUCUCCAAUUUUGUCACAUUGAAAUGGCGCACUGGAGCAUAAAAUCAACAAAAACCAUAGGAUAGGAAGAUGAAGUUCAUCACAAUGGAGUGCAUAAUUUUGUUGUUGUUGUUGUAUAUAUUGUAAUCGAAAUUUUGAGCUGGACAAGAAGAGGAAAACAAAACAGUAUUUAAUGCC